AUGAGCUCCUUUCGACCCAUUUCUACUCAGCAGGACUAUCUCUACCUCACUAAACUUGCCAGAGUUGAUUAUUAUUUUAGACAUCAAAUUGGCCUAGAACCAAUUGGAGCGCUCCGCCCAGACUUUGCUCAAGAAAGUCUCGACCUCAUUUCUCUUUGCAGGCUAAUUUCGAGUCUGGGGUAUUCUGAAUGUGUUGGUGACACUUUGGCUUUUAAUUUAGACAAUUCUUCGAUAUUGACCACUCCCUGUGGUGUUUCUUGGUCGGUUCUUAGGGCUCAAGAGCUAAUUUGUGUGACGGAAAGUGGCCUUUCUGACCACAGGACAAAUUCUCGUGGAUAUAAUACUCUUUUGUACAAAAUAAACAAAUCUAUUUUCCACUCUUUUCCCGAAUUGAAAUUUGCUGCAUUUCUUUGUUCGCCAAUGUUUAUCGCGACAUCGAUGGACAAAUCCCGGAGAAUGCAGGCGGGCGUUUCCAUUCUUGAAAUGAACGAUUUGGGAGGAAUCGGCCUUGAACCAACUGAAAUACUAGCAAAAUUGUCAUAUUCUAUUUCGGUACGAAAUCUGAUACAUUUUAAGGCGUUGUUAAUUCAUGGACUCGGGGCAAUAGUCAUUUCUCGUACAGCUGACGAGCUCUUUAUAUCACUUAAAAAAUUGAUAGAUUCUUUUCCAUUUGCUUCUCCGAGUAAUUCCAAUUUGAAUUUUCCAAUUUUUGCCGAUUUUUCUGAUUGGAAUUCCUAUGUACAAAUUCAAGAAAUAAGUUUGGUGGGACUGACUUUGGUGGUUCAAUAUCUCAUAAAAUUGAUUUAUUUAGUUAUUAUGGGCAUCACCGGACUAACAAAGUUGAUAGGAGAUUACGCCCCUAGUGCUAUUAAACACCCACAACUUAACAAUUUAUUUGGUAAAAACUAA
Molecule: messenger RNA, 909 nt
Organism: Octopus sinensis (East Asian common octopus)
Lineage: Eukaryota; Metazoa; Mollusca; Cephalopoda; Octopoda; Octopodidae
Exons: 5
Coding region: 1-909 (302 amino acids)
Source: RefSeq, a predicted model, not a curated record